AGGUGGCAGUCGUGCUCUGCUUUAAUCAGCCCGCCACUGAUCGAGGCGGGACUGUCGGUUAAUUGUUAACGAUGGCGACGCCCGGUCUCGCUUUGUUCCCGUCCUCCGGACCGAGCGGAUGCAGCUUUUCCAGUGCCAAAGUACAUCAAAGUAUCUCCUGAGAUCUUCUGAUUGUUGUCCAAUAUUGGCGACGAGCGCAUUGCCUGUGGACCCAUUCUACAGAGGAAACACCUGACGAUCGUCCCAUCGUGUCAUUCAUCUACAUUCUCCAGGUCUCAUCUCUUAAAAAUGGAUGUUGGAACUAGCCGUUUGAGGAAAGAAUCUGCGAUUCCGUUGGACCAGUGCAGCCUACCGACUCCUGAAAUCAGGAUUACGGCCGACGAGAUUUACCCAUUCGCACUUGUUCUUAGGCUGAGGGUGUUGCAGAUUGUCUGUGGAAUUACAUCUCUCAUAAUGGGCACAGUUGCGCUGAUAGAAGUGAGAGGAGAAAUUAACUUGGGUCUGGGCAUGCCUGCAGGUGUCGUUACAGUCAUAGCAGCAGGUGCAAGUAUUCACACAAGCAGAGGUUUUAGCGGUUAUAAAGAACCAAACUGCAACUCAAAACUUCGGUUCUUGGGCCCAAGGCUGAGUGUUGCGGUGCCAAUGACAUUUUUAUGGUUCGUUGCUUGCAUGUUGCAAGUCGUUCUGUCCGGUGCAUGCCUGAGGGAGCUUGCCUUCUUCCCGAGCAACACACAGAUGUCGGUGCUCGCUUCGUUGUUACUCGCCCUCUCCCUCCUCACACUCACAGCAGUUUUUGUCCUCCUUCGGAUAGACUGUCAUUACGACCCCGACUGACCCAUGCUGCCGGCCCUUGAGCCCAUACCGGCUGUGAGUCUGGUAGCGUCCGAAAGGCCGACAAGGCUCGCCUGGGUUGCCUGAAUCUAGUGCAAAGUUGAACAGAGAUUUGAAGAGUGGACCAAUCUUCAUUUUCAAAAAAAAAAAAUAUUUAAAAAGAUCUAGUAAUAUUAUUUUGUACAAUCCCUGAAUAAUUUAUUUUUUGAGUUAUCGUGGAAUAAGCAAUGUUGAUAUGAAAUAAUAGUCAUUUUCAAUUGUAAAAAAACAUGAUGAAAGGAUAAUUGACUAUAACAAAGUAAGCUAGCAUAAUACAAAGCAUAUUUAUGACGUCAACUUAUUUAAAUUUCUAGUUAAUUACUGACAGAAAUAUUUUUAUAAGUUAAUUAAACUGAAAUAAGACAGUAGAUAUAUUUAUUUAAAAUAUUUUUAAACAAAGUGAAUUAGACAUUUUAAGGAUAACUCAAAACUGACUUUUUUGUUUUUAUUUUGUCAUUACAUGUGAAUUUACAAGUUUUACCUUUCUUAGAAAGGUUUCAGUGGUUUGGACACUUGUUAUAAAAUUUAUCUAUGUAUAAAAAUACAUAAUUUUCUUUUCUCUUUUAUAAAUAUGUAUUUUUCCAAACAGGAACCAUGCCUGCACACAAUUUAUUCAUGAAAGGUUGACACUAAAUGUCAACUUUAAGCAAAUUCUAAAACAUAUCAGAGUUGAUUCUGUAGAUUUUUUGUUUUAUAAAUAAUUCAAUAAAUGAAUUGGAAGGAUAAUAAAAUUAUUUUUAUAAUCUGCUAAAGACAAUGUCUUUUUUUCAGAUUAGAUUUUAGAUUUAUUUUACUAGUGUCGCAUAACCAUAAAAAAUGCUAUAUUUUUAUAAUUGUCAUCUGAAAAUCAUAAAUUGAUAUACUCCAUACGAUGUAAGAUUUAUAAAUUUUGUAUAUAAUGUUUCUAAUGUAGUUAAAUCAUUUUAUAAACUUGUAUAGUAACUGUUAAUGUAAUUUUGUUUUGUAGUUUUAUUAAUGUAAACAUUGUUAGCAGUGAAUUGUUGCCAAGAAACAGCUGAAUAAAAUGUCAAAAUUUAUUAGUAAUUAAAAAUUACUAGUGCCAAAAACAUGAAAUUGACUCAGAAAACAGACAUGAAAAAAUUCUAAUAUGUCCAAAUUGUCCUCUUUGAGGCAAAUAAUAUUCUUAAUUUUGUAAAGUUGCAAAACCUUGGAUAUUAGAAGAAGUAAUUUUUCAAAAGGCUCUUAUCUUUUCUGGUUGUUUUUAUUCUUUA
Cimex lectularius (bed bug) is the source of this 2102-nucleotide messenger RNA. RefSeq lists its product as uncharacterized. The transcript has 5 exons. The record is from RefSeq and is a predicted model, not a curated record. The coding region runs from base 289 to 834 and encodes 181 amino acids. NCBI's taxonomy places the organism in Eukaryota, Metazoa, Arthropoda, Insecta, Hemiptera, Cimicidae.